AUGUUCUCACAAACGGUACUCAAAGCAGUUUUCCUCUCUCUCCUUACCUAUGCUUCAGCACUCCCUUCGGAACUGGACACUCGUGCAACUUGUCCUGACAUCCACGUCUUUGGUGCUAGAGAGACCACGGCACCAGCUGGAUUUGGAACUGCGGGUGUGGUCGUCAACCUAAUUCUCUCCGCACACCCUGGCGCAACUUCAGAAGCUAUCGUUUACCCAGCAUGUGGUGGUCAAUCUUCGUGUGGUGGAGUCAGCUAUGCAAAUAGUGUUAUUCAAGGUGUGGCUGCUGUUGCUUCUGCAGUAAAUAAAUUCAACACAGACUGUCCAAGUACCAAGCUGGUUUUGGUAGGGUAUUCUCAGGGUGGCCAAAUCAUGGAUAAUGCAUUUUGUGGAGGUGGAGAUAGUAACGAAGGACUUACGAACACGGCAAUUCCAAUCCAAGCUAGUGCAGUUAAUAUGAUUAAAGCUGCAAUCUUCAUGGGUGAUCCAAGAUAUAUCUAUGGACUUCCUUAUGAAGUUGGUACCUGCAGAGCCCAAGGAUUUGCUCCCCGCCCGUCCGGAUUUUCUUGCCCCUCCGCCUCAAAAAUAAAGUCUUAUUGUGAUGCCGCCGAUCCAUACUGUUGCAAUGGUUCCGACGCCAAUACCCAUCAAGGAUACGGCACUGAAUAUGGUCAACAAGCUCUGACUUUCGUGAAUGCCCAACUCGCCUCGUCCGGUACGUCCCCUACGUCCCCAUCCACUACUCCAUCUAGCCCUGGCACCACCACUACUAUUACCUCCCCCGGAUCCACUGGAGUUGCGCAUUGGGGUCAAUGUGGUGGAAAUGGAUAUACUGGGAGUACAACUUGUGCUAGCCCGUAUACGUGCACUUACGCAAAUGCUUAUUAUGCGCAAUGUCUUUAG
This is a messenger RNA of Sclerotinia sclerotiorum 1980 UF-70, 903 nucleotides long. RefSeq lists its product as hypothetical. Gene Ontology annotation, molecular function: hydrolase activity; cellulose binding. Bases 1 to 903 code for a protein of 300 amino acids. The transcript is spliced from 3 exons. NCBI's taxonomy places the organism in Eukaryota, Fungi, Ascomycota, Leotiomycetes, Helotiales, Sclerotiniaceae. Gene Ontology annotation, biological process: carbohydrate metabolic process. Gene Ontology annotation, cellular component: extracellular region. The record is from RefSeq and is a predicted model, not a curated record.